ACUUUAACCACCAUGUCCAUCCUCAAUCCACGGACAACAACCUACGAAUUUCUCGGUCCUCCAGGCGCUUUCCUCGUCACCGUCGGUGUCCCCAUCGCCACCUACGCACUCUACUUUGCUUGCUCAGAGUCAUCAGGCGGAUGUCCUCCUGCCCUUGCAACCAUCCCCGUACACGUCUCAGAUCCCAACUGGUGGAAAUCUCUCUGGGAUACUGAUGCAACUCUAAUUUACUUUGCUUGGUACUUCUUUUGCGUUCUUGCAUGGGCAGUCUUGCCUGGAGAUCGCGUAUCUGGCACCACUCUCAGAACAGGCGAAACGAAACAGUACAAGAUAAAUGCAUUCUCCACUUACCUUCUUACCCUCGGCAUCACCUCCGGUGUUAUCUAUCGCUACGGACCAGAAUCUGUCACCUUCAUAUACAACAAAUGGGUCGGCUUCGUCACUGCGUCUCUUCUCAUGUCCAUACUCCAGGCUUCUGCAUGCUACUUUGCCUCAUUCAGAUCAGGCAAGCUACUGGCUUUGGGAGGAAAUACCGGAAAUCAUCUUUAUGACUGGUUCAUUGGCCGCGAGCUUAACCCAUCUAUUGGCUCCUUUGACGUCAAAUCAUUCAAUGAGCUCAGGCCCGGUCUCAUCCUUUGGGUCAUCAUCAACAUCAGCUUAGCUUGCGAGCAAGCCACUCGUCGUGGAGGACUCGACAAGAUUACGGACUCCAUGUGGCUCGUUCUCGCCUUCCAAACAUGGUACGUUACCGAUGGCUUGUACAAUGAGCCUGCGCUUUUCACAACAAUGGACAUCACAAGCGAUGGCUUUGGCUUUAUGCUUGCUGUCGGUGACCUGCUCUGGGUUCCUUUCACUUACACCCUCCAAGCUCGGUAUCUUGCCUUCCACCCAGUUGAGCUUGGCCCCGUCAAGACGGCUGCUAUCCUUAUCUUGAACUGUAUUGGUUAUUACAUCUUUCGGGAUUCUAAUGGAGAGAAAAACGAUUUCCGUAACGGGAAGAACCCCAAAGGUUUGAAAUAUAUGACAACAGCUAAAGGUUCAAAGUUACUCACUUCUGGGUGGUGGGGACUUUCUCAACAUCCCAAUUAUAUGGGCGACCUCCUGAUGGCGCUUGCGUGGUGCCUGCCUACUGGCUUUGACACGCCCAUCACCUACUUUUACCCUGUGUACUUUGCUGUCCUCCUCAUUCACAGGCAGCGUCGCGAUGAUGAAGCUUGCCAUAAAAAACAUGGAGAUGAUUGGGUGAAGUAUAAGAAGUUGGUUCCAUAUAGGAUCAUCCCAUAUGUCUAUUAAUCACGCUCCAUCGCCUACUAAUCACGCUCCAUCGCCUACUAAUUCAUGCUAUUUUCAUUGGUA
Laccaria bicolor S238N-H82 is the source of this 1356-nucleotide messenger RNA. RefSeq lists its product as uncharacterized. Gene Ontology annotation, cellular component: endoplasmic reticulum membrane. NCBI's taxonomy places the organism in Eukaryota, Fungi, Basidiomycota, Agaricomycetes, Agaricales, Hydnangiaceae. Gene Ontology annotation, biological process: ergosterol biosynthetic process. Gene Ontology annotation, molecular function: Delta14-sterol reductase activity. The transcript has 7 exons. The record is from RefSeq and is a predicted model, not a curated record. Bases 13 to 1293 code for a protein of 426 amino acids.